Dendroctonus ponderosae (mountain pine beetle) is the source of this 1389-nucleotide messenger RNA. Its product is annotated as synaptic vesicular amine transporter. Gene Ontology annotation, molecular function: serotonin:sodium:chloride symporter activity. The transcript is spliced from 7 exons. Gene Ontology annotation, cellular component: synaptic vesicle membrane; terminal bouton. The record is from RefSeq and is a predicted model, not a curated record. Bases 25 to 1389 code for a protein of 454 amino acids. NCBI's taxonomy places the organism in Eukaryota, Metazoa, Arthropoda, Insecta, Coleoptera, Curculionidae. Gene Ontology annotation, biological process: transmembrane transport; aminergic neurotransmitter loading into synaptic vesicle.
UCUUCAGCAGCCAGUUACUGGACCAUGGAGAACAUGGAUAUCCGAAAAAGUCACUCGGCGGUUUUCGUUAUUGUUUACAUGAUGUUUCUACUUGAUAAUAUUUUACUGACUGUCGUUGUGCCAAUAAUUCCCGACUAUUUAUUCGCCCAUAUUCUCAAUUAUUCGGCUCCUUUGGAAAGUCCCGCCAACUAUGCACCUGCUUCGCUAAGCCCUUUACAGAGAAAGUUUGAAACGCUUGAAGAAGAUAAUGGGCCCUUAGGAGCCCUGCUUGCUUCCAAAGCUUUUGUUCAGUUGGCCUUUACUCCGGUGGUUGGUUAUUUGACUCAGAUCCUUGACUGCAGCGUACCCCUUUUGAUUGGAUCCUGCAAUAUGCUUAUAGCAGCUUUACUUUUUGCAUUUGGAAACUCCUAUGGAAUUCUAGUGUUAGCUAGAGCGCUACAUGGAAGCUCUUCGGCUGCAGUUGCCGUGAGCGGAAUGUGCAUUUUGGCGAAAAAUUUGCCGAAGGAGUCCAGAAAUCGCUUGAUGCCUCUGGCAUUUGGCGGGAUAGCCCUUGGGGUGCUUAUAGGAUAUCCACUAGGAGGGGCUGCCUAUCAGCUGCUAGGAAAAAGCGCUCCAUUCAUGCUCAUCGCUUUCUUCAUCCUGAUCAGCAUUGGUCUCCAGGUUUACAUCCUGGAAACCAGCAGUCAAAAGCCCAAUGGGAGUCAUCUGGAGUCGACUUACGAUCAAUGGGCGGCUCUUCUUAAGGACAAAGUGACUGUUAUAUCAGGUUUGGCCAUUUGCAUUUGCACAUCCACGAUGGCGAUUUUGGAGCCUUGCGUUCCCAUGUGGCUGCUGGUGCAUAUGAAGCCGAGACCUUCCAAGUGGCAACUGGGCGCUGUUUUUAUUCCCGAUAGCAUGGGCUAUUUUAUUGGAUCACAUUUUGCCGGUCUUCUUCCAGUUCAGCCAUGGCGAAUUUCCAUCAGCGCUAUGGUUUUAGCUGGGCUCAGCAGUUGCUACAUACCAAUGGCGAAUACUAUGACUCAAUUGGCAAUUCCCCAUUUCGGCUUGGGAUUGGGAGUAGGCGCAGUUGAUGCAUCUCUAGUGCCACUGCUGGCUAACUUUGUCGAUAACAAGGGCUCUAGCCAAUACGGCCCUGUCUAUGCUUUCCAGCAAGCUGCUGUAGCUGUGGCUUAUUCUUUCGGGCCUUUGCUAGGAGGCCAAGCAGUCGAAGUUGUAGGUUUCCCUUGGCUGAUGCGGCUGGUGGGUUUUGCCAAUUUGCUGUUUUGCCCUCUACUAUUAGAGCUUGAAAAUCUUGGGGGUCAGCGCAAAGGGAUUUUUACGAAAGGAGAACUGCCAUCGUAUGCUACUCUGGACUCAUUGAACAGUUUGUCCCAGCCGACUGAGGAAUAA